AUGCCUAGACAUAGUACCCCUAGAAGCUCUGUGCUUCCUAGAGACAGCAUACCUACAGAUAGUCCCAACAACCCUUUUGGACCUACUAGGUACUCUAUUGAGCAAUCCUCUCCUGAGGAGCUAGUGAUUCCCCAACCUAGCCAACCCUAUGAAUCACCCAUCAAGCCACAUGCUUCCAUGCCAGCCCUGGAAGACCCUCAAGCAGGACCCAGUAGCUCAAGAAGGAUAUCACCUCACUCUCAUAAGUCAUCAUCCAGACACUCUCCAAGAUUGUCUCCUUUGGAAUAUGAAGCUAUUCAGGAAGCAAACAAGCUAGUUAAGCCAAGUUCUUCUAUAAGGAAGCCUUCACCUUUUGGUCAUAAGACUAGCCCAGCCACCUUCCAGAGGAUGAUACCUGUAUUUGGACUUCCUGAUAUAGAGAUGUUGGAACCUUCCUCUAGUAAACCUCAGCCCUCUGAGCCUAUGAACUCUCAUGAGCUUAAGAGAUCUAAAGGAAAGACUUCUGAAGCCCACAUAUCUAAGCAUAGGGAAACUCAAGCUGCCUUACUGGAUCCUAAUGAUAGGUCUUUUACUAAUGACCCAGCAAUCCAGAAGUACCUACCCUAUUCUCCUUCCACUACCUUAUACCCUUUAAAUGAAGAAUCUCCAGGAGAAUUCAACUAUCAGCCUGACUGUACUCAGAUGACCUCUUGGUGCAGGAAGAACCCUCAAGCUAAUAGUUUCAGGAAAGUUUACAGGCAGCUAGGAAGAGUAUUCUAUCAUGUGGAGAUCCCUCCAGCACAUGAGAAUCGCUUCCCCUCACCCUCUUACCUACAUGUCGCAUCACUACCAAGUUGGUUCCUGCUCAAGAAAUCAACCAUUGGCCUGAGUAUGAGCGUCUAUGACAUGGAAGAGCUAUUGCCUAUUCCAGAAUGGCCAGAACAUGACUGUUUAUUCACCUCUCAUUCCUUUGAGGUAGCUGCAGUCACUUAUAGGGAUCAGAUGGAGCGUUUCAUUCAGAAGCUAUAUGAGAUCCUUGGCAGACAACUUCAGACUGGACCACCUUCCCCAGUCAUCUCUGCAGGACAUCUCAGUGAGGUAGAACCUGGACAAGAACAUCUUAGAGAUAGAACUCUACAGCUUAAGCAAGAUAUGACUCUGUUAGUGCCCAAAAGUUCUAGAGCCUCUUCUGUCACUCCACAGGAGGCGGCUCAAGAAAACUUACUAAGGAGUCUUAUCAAGCCCACAAGUCAAGUUACUAUUGCUAGUCCUUUACUUCCAGAACCUCAAGUUUUCCUCCAACGUCUUCAUUCAUCCAAAGCCUCUCUUACUGUUACUAUGCAACCUAGGUAUUUAGGACCUGAUAAUGGAACCUCACUUAUUCCCACAGAACCUUUACCACCUCCUCCUAGCUCUAUUGCUACUUCUUCCUCUAGAUCUAUACCCUUAGGAGAAUACCAGAGGAGUCACCCCAUGAGAGAAGCCACUAAAUCUCUAGGACCUAGACCACCUACUCCUAGACCCACUGUAGUCCCUUCCACUAGUUCAGAAGAAACCUUACCAUCAUCACCAAGAGGUAAUGCUAGUGUUCCUAUUGCACAACCUUCAGCUAUACCUCCUUUCAAUAUACAAGCCCUUGAAGACUACAUCAACAAUCUUUCAGAUGGAAGUAUAGAUGGCUUAAGUUCUUCUGAAUCAUCAACUGGAAGAGACCAAGUAGCCCCAGAACUAAUAGCCCCAGCUACUCCUGCUGAUUCUAUUACUUCUGUCUCAAGUGCUGCUACUCAUACCAUGCAAAUCCCAGAUAUACCUUAUAAUCCACCUUUAAGCAACGCUGCUAGAAGAGUUAGCCUUGCAGGCCCAAGUAUUCCUCUUAGAGAUCCACCUCCACAUGCUAACUUUAUCAAUCGCAGAUCUUCCUUGGGAGCAAACCGGCGAUCCUCAGGAAGACCAGCUAUACCAGCUGAAUCCUUUACCAGAGUAUCUACAAUUCCAGAAGAGCGUUCCUCUAGACUAGCUGAAAGUGCCCACAGGAGACCUACCUCCUCUCCUGAAUCAAGAAGAACUCCUCUAAGUAUCCAUACCAAUUUACCUUACUUACAGGAGCAGCCAGCACCAGCUUCUAGAGAAGAAGCCAAUAUGAGUAGGAGAGGAAAUUUCUUAGCCCCUCUACUAGCACCUGUCCCACAACUUCAAGUACCUCCAGCACCACCCAUUGACAGGACUAGGUUACCUCCUCAUAUUGUAGGACGAAUGGUCUCCUCUAGAAGGUUUAGUGAGCUGUUUAAUGAUCCACCCCCUAGGGAUCAACUUAGAGAUAGACUAGCUCCCUUAGCUGAAGGAGGAGGAGGAAAUGACCCACCAUAUGAUAGUGAUGAUGGAGAUUUUGAUAACUCUGAAGACCCAGGAAAUGAACCAUAUGCUCAAGCAAAUGCAGCUAGAGCUAGACCUUUCAAUCCAGCUCCUGUACAUUUUGAUACUAAGCUGAAACCUGACAUAAUCCCAGAGUGGGAUGGAGAUACCAAGAAGCUGUCGCGCUGGAUGACAUCCAUCAACAACCUAGCUGAGUAUAGUAGCUACACUAGAAUUCAGCUUGGACAGCAGAUUCCUCUCAGGUUCACAGGUAGAGCUCUUAGAUGGUUCAAUGCAUUAGAUAAGGACUAUAGGCGAAUUAUAACUGAAGAUUGGCCAGCACUUAGGCAAGCUAUCACUAUCCACUUCAUGAAUAGGACCUUCCUGAACAGAAGCAAGAAUGAAGCCAUGCGCAUCAGGUUCAGGGAUAAAGAUCAUUCAGAAGAGACUCCAGAAGACUAUGUCAUCAGGAAGAUGGAGGCUCUUACUAUUGUCAGUGACUGGACUGACUCUGAAUUAAUCUUUGAAAUCAUGAAUGGUGCUCCUAAGUCCUGGACCACGCAUAUAGACACCUCAAGAAUAGUCACUUGGGAGGACUUCCUUGACAAGAUUGCAUGGCAUGAGGAGGACCUUUUGGGAAAAGAUUCUUCUCAUAACUCUGACAUACAGCGUCAGCUACAUCAGAUGCAAUCUACUCUCAAGAGACUAGAAGGAAACAGGCAUUCUAGGCCAAGUGCGCGCUCACACUUAGCAGGAUCUAAACCAGUAGGAUGGCAUCAAAAUAAUCCUCCACCAAAAUACCCUAAGGAUGACUCUACAGUAUCUAAAGGUAAAACUCCUAAAGACAAGAAAGCUAGACCUUGUAGACACUGUGGAAGUAUGAUGCACUGGGAUAGAGACUGUAAGCAUGCCAAGAAAAACUCCAGAUUUGUGCGAUCACAUAUGGCACAAGCUGAUGAUGAUGAAUGGGAAGCCCAGGAAGCUUAUGAAGAUCUCUGUGAUGAAGCCUACCUUGAUGAAACAGAAUAUGACACUGAAGGAGAAGAGUCUGUUUCUGAGGAAGAGCAGGAUUUUCAUAAGCCCCUUCAGUCAUUAGCUGUCUCUACCUCCAGCGCUAAGCCCAGCUCUGGAUCCCAGGAGGAACAGCAUGGUCUGGAGGGGACCACUGUCAGCCAGGGUACUAACUCUGCUGACCAGGGCAGUAAGGAAUCUGAUUCAUCUGUAUUUUCUGGAUAUGUACAACCCAAGCUCCCCACUAGGAAGAGCCUUAAUAAGAAACUGAAAAUGGCUAGUAGUCAUACAGCUAUUGCCAAGAAUGGAGAAGAAAUCACUCUCAAGCAAUUAAUGUCAAGACCACCAGGAACUGCUUUCUUUGGAUCCAAAGCCACCAUCAUCAAAGGAUGGCUUCAGACAAGUAAUGGACCUAAGAAGCGCAUCACCUUUGACUCAGGAUCAGAGAUCACUCUCAUUAAUGAGUCAAUACUUAAAACUCUAGAUCCAUCACCUAGAGUGCGCAUUGGACAAAAACUCAAGUUAAUUCAAGUUACUGGGAAUAGUAGCUUAUCACAGUAUAUUUCCCUUCCUAUCAUCUUUGAUACUGAACAAGGACUAGUUAAAAUGAUUGUAGAAGCCUAUAUAGUUCCUAACAUGAACACACCUUUUUAUCUUAGGAACAGACUUUGCAUCUCAGACGUUCUAUUCCUGUGGAAGAAUCAGAUUCCAGCCCAAGAAUUGACCAACAAGAAAAUCAAGAUCUCUAAGAAAGCCUACAAGAAGCGACUCCAACAUAGGAAAUUACCUCCCAAUACUGUCAAAGUAAAAGUAUAUGAGACAGUUACUAUCCCAGUGCAUACCAUCAAGCUCAUCAAAGUCAAGACAACAUGGAAGGAAGGUCAAGCCUCUGGUUUUAUGGACAGAUCCUUCAAUUCCCAUCGACAAGAAGAACAUCUGUUUGCAAUAACAGACUGCCUGAUAGAUAGGAACAAUCCUAAGAUUCAGGUUUCUAACCUAUCAGAACAUCCUUUAAGAUUGCAAGGAGGAGAAAUUCUUGGAUAUAUGCAUGAUCCCAAUGAAUACCUUGCAAAGGAAAAGGACAUUACUAAGGAAGAAAAAGACAGCAUUAUCAAGAAAGCUGAAGAAAAGCCUACUGUGCAAGAAGAGGAAUUAAUGAAGUCGCCUGAAGGAGGACCUAAGACUGCUGAAGUACCUGACCCAGAACCUGUCCCUUCAGAUAGAUUUCUUCAAGAAGUUAAUUUCUCAGAACAUCUCACCCCUAAUCAAAGGGCUAAACUAGAAAAAGUUUUGCGCAAGCAUGAGUUAGCCUUUGGAUUAGAUGGUAGACUUGGUACUCAUAACACUCAACUGGAAAUUAGACUAAGGCCAGGAACUAAAGAAAUAUCUCUAACCCCUUACCAUGCUUCUCCAGCUAAAAGAGAAGUCAUUGACAAGCAGAUUGAGGAAUGGCUUAAACUUGGAGUCAUUGAGCCAUCCAAAAGUGCUUGGGGAUUUCCUGUCAUAGUAGUCUAUCGCAACACGCCUUUGUUCAAGCUUCUCAAGAAAGGAACAGCUUGGUCUUGGGAGGAAAAGGAACAACAAGCGUUUGAACUUGCUAAAGAGGCCCUUGCAUCUGCUCCAGUAAUGGCUUAUCCUAUUAUUGGAAAACCAUACAGAUUAUAUACAGAUGCAUGCGACUAUGGCCUUGGAGGAAUAUUACAGCAAGUCCAAUCCAUCAAGAUAAAGACCUAA
This is a messenger RNA of Rhizoctonia solani, 5076 nucleotides long. RefSeq lists its product as uncharacterized. The transcript has 11 exons. Bases 1 to 5076 code for a protein of 1691 amino acids. The record is from RefSeq and is a predicted model, not a curated record. Lineage: Eukaryota; Fungi; Basidiomycota; Agaricomycetes; Cantharellales; Ceratobasidiaceae.